CCGGCAGUGACAGCCCAGAUCUUCAGUCACUUACCUGGGGGAGGCAGAGCAGAUGGAGUAUAUGCUGCUGGGUAUGCAGAGAUAGGGUGUACUGUGGCCGGAGAGAGAAAGGAUCUCACCUGCUGCUGCUGGCUGCUAAUAAAUGCCCAUAUCUGCUAACUGCAUCUGAGCAGCUUCUUGAACUGAACUUUCAGCAUACUCCACACACAGGCUGUGACUGGCUUGUGCAGGAGCUGUGUGACCUGCCCUAGGCUGGGAGCUGGCUGCACCAAGGAUUCAUGAGUAACUUUCCUGAUACUGCAGUUCCUCCCAGGCACCCAACCCCUGACCUCCUAUCACUGCACAGCCCCAUCCUGUACGGCUAAACAAUCGUAGAGAACCCUGACUAGUGCUGAGGGUGUACAGUUAAGGGAGAGCGAGGGGAGGACCUUAACCUGUUCAGUGGAAGAUUCGCUGCAGAGACAGAUGAUCAAGGAGUCAGACGGACUGUGCUAGGGAGGGCGAUCGCUCCAAUUGCACCCCAUACCCCCCGCCCCCCUCUCUGGAUUCACCACUGGUAUAUAGUGUCUACCACAGGACUUGGAGAACCAGAAGAAAGCUAUCCAGCCAUCAAUCCAUCUGGAAGCAUCUGAGAUUCACUAGCUACAGUAGAUACCGCUAAUAAGAGUUGGCAACACUGCCUCAGAUCUGAGCCGAGCCAGAGUACAAAGUGUGCGGGGAGGCCAGCGAGAGCCCCCGAUUGCCCCAUGCAUCGCCUGCUACCUUGGGACCCAUCAGGAUGUGCAGCCAUUAGAUCCAUGGAAGCAACUAAUUUCUACUACGACUCCAUUGGCAGUGCGGAGUGCCUGGGAGCCAAAUUGCAGCGCCGGGGGCCCCGCCCGGAGUCAGCUACCAUCGGGGACCACGAGAGAGCCAUAGACUUCAGCCCAUACCUGGAGACAACGGAGUGUGGGGAGUUCCUGUGUGAGCUGGGGGCGCCGCACUACAAGCCGAGCAUGCUGGGGGACCCCAAGGCAGAGCCCGUCCUGCACCCCCUGGACAGUUACCGCGACCUCAACAAGGAGGAGCCCUCUGCGAUGCGGUCCUUCCUCAGCUUCCACGCUGUGCCCUCUGGCAGCAGUGGCAACCUGAGCAGUGCCUCUUCCUGCAGCCCACCCGGCACCCCCAGCCCGGCUUCCCACACCAAGGGUGCCCCCAGCGGCAAGCACAAGAAGUCGCUGGACAAGCACAGUGAUGAGUACAAGGUGCGCCGGGAGCGCAACAACAUCGCAGUGAGGAAGAGCCGGGACAAGGCCAAGAUCCGCAACAUGGAGACGCAGCACAAGGUUCUGGAGCUGACGGCAGAGAAUGAGCGGCUGCAGAAGCGGGUAGAGCAGUUGUCCCGGGAGCUGGGAACCCUCCGCAACCUCUUCAAGCAGCUGCCACCUGAGGCCACGGGGAGGUGCUAGGGACACCCGGGAGCACUGUUUGCCCGGCGAGAGCACUGCCACCCACACCACUGGGGGUCUGGCACCAAAUGGGACUUGCAGCACCAGUGCUGGGAAAGGAGAGUACACCUGCAGUGCUGCCGCCUGGUGGCCUGAUGACGGGGCUGCACAAAUCAGGGGAGAGGGAUCCCCCAUGGACAACCACCAGCCCACCAUUUCAAUAAACAACUGGUGAUUGUGCUGAAACAGGGACCUGUCAGGCAGAUACAUAUUGUACAUAGGAGCUGCGCACCUGGCUGGGAGACCCUGCUCAUUCAUGCUAGUGCUGCAGAGACUGCAGCAUCAGGUGCAGCCGGUGCAUAUAUUAUUCUGGUGUGUAGUAACACUGAUAGCCUGGAAAGACUUGUCGUUUAUCCAAGCCAAGGAGGAUUCUGAGGGAUAUUUAUUUUAUUGCCCCAAGAUUGUAUGACCGCUGCUGCAGAACCUCCUUAGAAAUGGGUUGGUUGGAGGGACAAGAUGACACAGGAGCCAGAGUGACAGGGAGGAAGUUUUGCAGCAGUCAUCUGCUUGUCUUGCUGUCUGGAAGGACAAAGGCCAGAUGUGUAACCUUUGUAGGUUGCUACCUGGGCCAGACUGAUGGUACUCUGUGGUGCAGCUGCCAAACCAUGUGUUGCUUUUACCUAGGAACUAGGUGGAAUAUCUUGUUUUUAUAUGUUUUCCACUUGGGACACUUGGAAUAGAAGACUUUAUUGUUCUGCCUGUGGCCUUACUCACAAAAAUUGCCUUAUGCAAAGAAGUUGCUUAAUCACUUUCUGGCAGUCCAUGUGUAAGUGGUGAUUUGGAGAUGAGUGGAUUUCCUGUUGGAGGGGGGGGGCAGGGGGGGGAGGGGCUGUUACAGCUACAUACAGCACUUCUGUAUAGGAUAAUAUUUACUGUAAUUCACCUCAGCCUGUCCUGUGUAUUAACUGAUGUGUCCUGCAGCCUUACAGUUUCGGCAUAUAUAUACCUCCUUCCAAAACCUGAUCCACAUCAAGACGGAGCUCUCCAAAAACAUACAUUCUAACCUAGAAAACUUUUUGCACCCGCUAAAUAUAUAAAUGUAAUAUUUCGAAUUCAUUCAGCAGGUAAUCAUGUCACUCGGAUCAACAUUGGUCACAUUCUGUUGUACCUAUAAAAGUCUAUGAAGUUUUAAUGUUUACACUUAAUCUUGACCCAGCAGCAUGGUACUGAUAUAGCACACAAUGCUUGUUGCAAGAACUGCACUUAAUGUUGACAGGUACAGUUGGAAACCAUUAAUUGGAAUAUUAAUACUGCCCCCUUCCCCCAUGACCUGCACACAGCACUAGAGAUCUGCUUUGGGAAUUCAUAUAGCAGAUCAUGAAAUUGCACAUAAAACAUGCUUAUAUUAAGAUGUCAGCACUUUUAUUUGGGAGUGUAACUUGUUUUAUAGUGCAGAGUGCAGGUUGGCACACAGGAGAUGAGUAACUGGGCAUUUGCGAAAUCUUCAUUGCAGACUAGGGAAAUUAUGCAAGAACUAGAAUAAAUUGAGGACAUUCCCAUGGGUCUAUGCAACUUGUAUGGCACAUAUUUCUUAUGCAAAUCCUAUGUAGUGUGUGGUUCUCUUGCAACAUCAAAUGUACACGAGAAGUCUGAUACACAGAUAAAAGUGCAGCAUCUCCCUCCUGUCUCUAAUAACAUCUGUCCUUACAGCCUGGUGCUAUUAUACUGGCACUGUGCCUCUGCCUUUAAACCUUUGUUAAUGUAAUUUGUUUUAAUUUUAACCUUGAAGGUUAAGUGUUAUAGUGUGAGCACUCUUUUCUACCCACAGUGAUGCAAUAGUUUAAAACAUGUCUGGGGCAGAUGUUUUUACACCUGAUGCAAUCUGCUGUAACCCAGCCAUGGACUGUGUAAUCUGUUAAAGAUAUUAAUUGUUUUUAUAUUAUAAAGAUUUAUAAAAAAUAAAAUGAUUUCAAUAUGAAA
Pseudophryne corroboree (corroboree frog) is the source of this 3407-nucleotide messenger RNA. It is a transcript of the gene CEBPB, whose product is annotated as CCAAT enhancer binding protein beta. Gene Ontology annotation, molecular function: DNA-binding transcription factor activity, RNA polymerase II-specific; RNA polymerase II cis-regulatory region sequence-specific DNA binding. Gene Ontology annotation, biological process: regulation of cell differentiation; regulation of transcription by RNA polymerase II; DNA-templated transcription. The record is from RefSeq and is a predicted model, not a curated record. The transcript is spliced from 2 exons. The coding region runs from base 747 to 1448 and encodes 233 amino acids. NCBI's taxonomy places the organism in Eukaryota, Metazoa, Chordata, Amphibia, Anura, Myobatrachidae.